Messenger RNA from Solanum dulcamara, 543 nucleotides. RefSeq lists its product as uncharacterized. The record is from RefSeq and is a predicted model, not a curated record. NCBI's taxonomy places the organism in Eukaryota, Viridiplantae, Streptophyta, Magnoliopsida, Solanales, Solanaceae. The coding region runs from base 1 to 543 and encodes 180 amino acids. The transcript has a single exon.
AUGAACAAGGUUCAGUUGAUAAGACAGAGAUUGCUCACAGCUCAAAGCAGACAAAAAUCUUAUGUGGAUAAGAGGAGAAGAAAUCUCACAGUUGGGGACAAAAUUUUUCUACGAGUUUCUCCUAUGAAAGGGGUGAUGCAUUUCAGAAAAAGAGGAAAAUUGAGCCCGCAAUAUAUAGGACCAUAUGAGAUACUUGAUCGGGUAGGAGGAGUGGCGUAUCGUUUAUCACUUCCUCUUGAUAUGUCUUUCAUCCAUCCAGUGUUUCAUGUCUCAUUGUUAAGGAAAUAUAUAAUGGACUCCUCUCGUGUUCUUGAAGCACCGACUAUACAUAUUGACAAAAAAUUAAUGUAUGAAGAGGAUCCAGUGGCUAUUAUCGACAAACAAGUGAGAAAGUUACGAUCAAAAGAAAUUGUGUCUGUAAAGGUCUUAUGGAGAAAUUAUACCGUUCAAGAAGAUACAUGGGAGUCAGAGGAUGACAUGCGAGUCAAGUAUCCCCACUUGUUUCAGUCUACACGUAUGCACUUGUUUAAAUUCGGGGAUUGA